Molecule: messenger RNA, 396 nt
Organism: Prorocentrum cordatum
Lineage: Eukaryota; Dinophyceae; Prorocentrales; Prorocentraceae
Source: the annotation of a GenBank genome assembly
AUGCCCAUCGGCCCCGGCGCCCCGCCCCCGCUGGGGCCGUGGCGCUCCACCGAGGCGCGCGAGGUGCGUCGCCGCUGGGAUGACCGGCGUGGCGCGAACAAGGUGGCCGGGUGCGAGGCGGGCGUCGACUCGCGGCUCGAGCUGAGGCGCUUCAUGCGCCUCAUGGCCGCGCUGCUGGGCGCUGCCCUGGACGCCGAGCAGGCGCCCACCGGCAAGCUGGCCCGCACGCUGUCGCCUGUGCUGCAAAGCCUGGAGGGCAGCGGCGGCUUGCAUGGCGACGCAGGCUUCCUCGGCGCUGGCCCCCCCUACCGCGGCGGCGUCGCCGCCCACGGGGCGCCCCUCGGCGUUGCCGAGCUGCUGGUGCAUCCGCCGUUCACGGAGGUCGCGUCCAGCUGA